UCUGAACGAGCGACCUCGCAGUCGAGUGCGAGACGCCGUGCAAGUAACAUCGCGUUAUAUGCCGCGUCCUUUUUCUUCACGAUUUUUCCCUUAAUUUUUUAAUGGUUCAUUCCUUCAAAUUUUGCAUCAACACACAGUUUCGAGACUCUUUAAGAUCAUUUUGGAAAUAAUUGAAAAGAACGUAAGGAACAAUCGUUUAAUUUGUUUACGCGGGAAUUAUUAAGAAAUCGGACAUAUCUGUUCGGUAUAUUCGACCCUUUGAGCCUAAAGGCGAAUACGGACGAGAAACAACAAAGCCAACAAUAGAAAGUUGCGAAAUUGCAAUUUUAUUUUUCAAGUUACGAAGAAAUAUGGAUAUAUUACAAGUUUUUUGACAUCAUUAUUAUUGUUUUUUCCUUUACUUAUUUAUCCUUUUCUAGUUGAUUUAAUUGUUUUAUUAUUUGUUCUAAAAGAAAGCAGUUGAAUAGCAUAUUUAGUGGAAAGUGUAUCGACGAAAGUUUCGAACGGCGUUCACGGCCAACCUGUUAGUCAUGUGAGAACGGUAAAAACCAUUCUGGCAGGAACUCUGGAAGAGCAGUUUCUCGGAAACGGCCGUCAGAAUAGUAAUAACGAUGUAGUGAAACCUGCUUCUCGCCGAGCAAGGAUACGCGUUGUUUCGACGAUCGUCCCUUUGAUCGCUCGUGCGCUAUAGUUCGUAUGCCGUUUUCACGAACGGUACCUCUUUAUUAUACAUAUGUAUGUGCAAAAUGAUAUCGUUUUUAAAAAGACAGCAUUCUUGCAAUUGUUUCAACGCGAUAUUGUAAGACUAUUGAACGUAACGAAAAGAACAAAAAUAAGAGAAUAUUACUAGAAAGAAGUGAAUCAUUUGUUCACGGACAUGCAACUAUUUUGCAACAGUUCUGGAUGGCGCGGUAGAAAGGCAGGCAUGAACGCACACCUGACGAACGGAUUCCUAAUGUUUGCCCUCGUCAUCGUCGCGACGAUGCGGGACGAUGCGACCGUGCUCGGUUAUUCCGGCGCCCCUUUGGUCAUGGAUCAGGACAUCCCUUUGAGAACUUGCCGAUAUAGCAGGAUACACUCGAUGAUUCAAGUUCGUUGCGCGAAUCUGGGUCUCGAAAGGAUCCCCUCCAAUUUGAAGACGGAAAUUCAGAUCCUGGACGUGUCGGUGAACAGGGUACGAGUGUUGACGAACGACAGCCUGGCCCCGUACACGAAUCUAGCCUACCUUUACCUGAGGGACAAUUUUAUCCAGGAAAUUCAAGAGGCGGCAUUCGACAAUCUCCGGUACCUGAAGAUGCUCGACCUCUCGACGAACGGGUGCGACACCCUGCCGAAGAGCCUCUUCCGUUUACCGUACCUUCAGAAUCUGUAUCUGUCGAAGAACAGAUUGGGCGACGAGCUGUUCGAACGAGUGGACGUUAAAUCCCCCCUAAUUCUGCUACAACUGUCGAAGAACAGGUUAGGUAGGGUGCCGUCGUUGGGUCCCGUCCCCACUCUCACCUACUUGAACGUGUCCGACAACAACAUCGGUUCCGUCUCGCCGGAGGAUCUGGCCCCCUUCUGCUCCCUGAAGAAACUCGAUCUCACCAAGAAUCCGAUCAAGUUCGACGCGGGCAGCUGCGAGUGCCACACGUUCAACGCGUGGCUGCACGCGCGUGAAAUCGUCUCGAGGCCGGUGUACAAUUGCAGCGAGGAGCGGGCAAAGGGGGAGUGCGCGAGGCAGGAGUUCACGAACCGGACGAUGGAAUUGCACGAGAGGUGCACGGAAAUCCUGCGGUUGCAGGUCGAGACGGAGAAGGCGAGGAACACGUGGAUAUUGAUCGCCUGUUGCAUAUCCGGCUUCCUAUUUUGCCUCUUCGUCGGCCUGUUCUGCGUGCACAAGAAAAACAAACGGAGGAGGAAGAAGCUGAAGGAGGAGCAGAAAUUGAACGCGAACAACGCCAACACCGAGCUGCUCAACAGCAAUUUGAACCAGCCCGAGAAUACUUGAAACCCGGGCGGAACGUGCGGACGAGAUUCUGUCAGAUACCUACCCGACGAUUUCGACUAUUGUGUUCAAUCCACGAGAAGAAAGGAGUGAAAACGCGUGCGACGGAUGAUUCUGUAAUGUAGGCGUGACCGUUAGUGUAAGAACGAGAGAGAACGCCGAAACGCGGUGAAGAAUUCAUUCACAUACACUUUGUGUGGAAACCGAUACGAAAAUUUCAUUCCGCGCGAAUUUGUAAGGAAAUUCGUUCGGAAGACAUAUUGUGCGCUUGUUUCUGCGAUAAUUUCUGUCGUGCGAAUACCGUCGCAGGUUAAUGCAGAGUCGGUCGAGACGUGUGUGUAUAUUUCUAGUAACUUUUUCUGAAACUAGAGGGCCUUGUUCGAACGAAUUUAAUAAAGAAACGUGCAGAGAGAUUUGAAACUGUGGUGGAGUAAUAAGAAUCGUAUGAGAGAGCAGUUUACGAUAUCCUUGCUAGGUUAUUGACAUCUGUUAAAAAUUGUUAAUAUAUUGUAAAGAAUUUAGAAGAGAACAUUUUUGAAAUUUUGCGACUCGGAGAGUGGUGAGAUAGGAAAAAACGAUGAAACAAAAUAAAUCGUUAAAUAAAUAUAUAUCUGUGUUCUGAAAAAAUAAUAAUAAUAAUGAUACGAUCUCGAUUAUGAUUCGAUAACAUCGGUAAUCUGCGAAUUUAAUCGAAAACCGAUAUCCCGAAUUUCCGUUGAUUCCUAUUUCUACUAGCAACAACUCUGAUUGUCGUUUACGAUAGUGGAAUUUCGAUAUUCGUGGUAUACGUAUUAACUCACAGUUGGAAUGGAUUUCGAAAAUUAUAAGCUAGCCAGAUAUAUGUGUAAGUAAAAAAAAAAAUUUGCGAACAUCGAUCGAAAACGGUACGUUUUUAAUCUCGUAUCGAUAUUCAUAUCAUUUUCGAUAUAAUUCUCGUUGUAUCUUUUAAACUUGAUUUCAUUCAAAGAGCAAAAAAAAAUGCAAUAUCGGUUCCAUCGAAUUUUACUUCGAAGAUUAUUCUUCUCGUGUUACGUGAUACUAUAUUCUAGGUAUAUACAUAUAAGCUUUACAUAUGUAUAUGUUAAUAUAUGCCUACAUAUUAAUACAUAGGUGCAUACAGGAUGCACGUAUGUACGUACAUACAUGUUAUAUAUCAUAUUUAUUUAUAUUUAAUGAAAAAUAUUUUCUAUUAUUUUUACAUUUGAGUUUUAAAACUUAUUUAUGCUUUUUCUUUUCUUUUUUUUUUUUUUUUAAUUACAAAUUUGCGUUCUCUGUGAAUUAAUAGAAAAUUUGAUGUUAUUGCCUUUUACGAAAAGUGCCAAAUAUCCAAUCCGUUAAAUUAAUCCAUUUUUUUUAGUUCAAAGUGCGACAUACGAAGAAAAAAAUGUUAUAUUAUACGAAGAUUAAGAUACUACUGCAUAGUUCCUAAUAUUUGUACAAUUCUUUUAAUUAUUAUUUUUUUUUUUUUUUAACAGCGUGUAGCAAUUAUUUUAUUUAAACGAAGUUAUUAUUCUUUCUUUCGAGAAUUUGUAAUGAUAAAAAAACGAUAGAGCAAAGUUCGAGUCGAUAGUCCAUGUUUAGAUUUUGAAUUAAUAGCGAGUAAGAAACGAAGCUGUAACCUGCCGAUCAACAAAGAUUCUUUGUAUGCGUACUUAUUUGUACUUAAUAUAUAUAUAUAUACAUUUAUA
Messenger RNA from Apis mellifera (honey bee), 3675 nucleotides. RefSeq names its product decorin (gene Lapsyn). The record is from RefSeq and is a predicted model, not a curated record. The transcript is spliced from 3 exons. The coding region runs from base 878 to 1990 and encodes 370 amino acids. Gene Ontology annotation, cellular component: extracellular matrix. NCBI's taxonomy places the organism in Eukaryota, Metazoa, Arthropoda, Insecta, Hymenoptera, Apidae. Gene Ontology annotation, molecular function: protein binding.